CCCGUCACGUCUUCCGUCCAUGAAACCCUGGACUGCGGCUUAUGUCGGGGCCACACAAUGCUUCCGUCAAAAGAGACGAGGCUGAAACUCUCAAGGGCGAAGCGCUCCUCGAACGGCCUGAUGUCGCCCGGAGUCAUUUCAGAAUACAGUGUAUUUCUCGGAUUCUCACGCCUCACUUUCCAAGGUCGUCUUAGAGGCGCCGCCGGACACUGUUUUAGGUCUCGUAGCGAUGCAGUUCUGCUGCGGUCAGAAGAUUCUUAUCGAUGCUGUCCUCCCGGGGCAUUAUGGUGCCACUGGUUUGGAUUAUGCACUUAUAGCGAAAUUAUCGGUCUUGCAGAGCUACUUUCAGCUACUCGGAGAAACUGACAACGAAUCCUUCGAUGGGAAUCCCAUUCUCUCCUGAUUGUCGUGAAGCAUUCAUGCACAAUCAUGAUCAUCCAUUGUUCGACGUCAAACGCGGUAGCCUGGCAGCGUCGGAUGGCAGGGACAGAAGAGCAUGGAUCCGGACAAGGGACGGCCCGUGUUCCUUUCCUUCGUUCUGCUUCGAAUCCUUCUCGCCACUCUUUUGCUUUCCCCUUCUUUGUCUAUCUAUUUCUUCCCGCCCUCACCCGCCGCGCGCGAUGCAGGGUCGCUCUUUUCUUUCGUUUUCUGGAUCGCUGGGUCGCCUGAUGGUCUUGGGGGGCUUGGCUGCCGCUGCUGGAGCCAAAGUGGUCCCGGUUUUACAGCCGGGAUUCUUCUUCGACUACACCCCUCCCGGCCAGUCGCCGCUUAUACCGAUCACACGUAUGUCCGGAGCAGGAACCGCCACUCAGAUGGGAGCUGAGGGUAUUUCUAGAGCAGUGCGAGACUAUACAUUUGAAAUGGGGCCGAAACGGUGCACCGGGACCCAAUCCGGUAGCACCUUAUUCGAUGGUGGUGUUUACCUCGACUGGCAGGUUCCAUUUAGUCCGGGAACUCAGUAUCAGAUCUGCAUGUGGGACAGCAACGGGACACCUGGAGGUUGCGAAGCUAUGUAUACUGUCAUUCAGAAUUCCACGGUCGCAACGCCUCAAUGCCACAAUGUCACCUUUCCCACUCUUCUUCAGGUCGAAACACAGCAGACUGCUGCUCCUGGCGGUCCCAUUUCUCAGUUUGGAUUCAUUGAUCAGUGUACCGAUAUUCUUGUGACACCGAAAUCCGGGAAACCGCCAUUUACUUUUUCAAUACCUUCGUCUCAUCUCCGACUAGUGGCUCCGAAUACCAUACCGAUUAGGAAAGCCCAAUCGAUUGCAGCUGCAGCCGGAUUCGGCGGUGCCCUGGGAGCAUUUGCCCUCGGGGGUGUCGUCGCCUUCCUCUAUCUGCGCUACCGCCGUCUCCCGCCACCGCAGAUCGACGCGUUUGUCCACGACUCGGUCACCUCCCGCAGCGAUUUCAGCGGCGCGUCGCGGAACAGGUCGGACUCGCAUACCACGAUGAGCAGCCUCGGCGCUUCUUCGGAUAUCCGGCGUGGCCGGACGUAUGUGCUGCACCACGACGCCGGCCGGGCACCCGUCACGGUGAUCACCGACUCGGAGGAGGUCGUCGAGCUCCCGCCGAGAUACCACAAUGGCGUGGUGCCUGGUAGUAGAGGCUCGGAUGUCGUGGGUGGGAGUGCAGACCGGUUACCGAUGCGCGACAAACCUCAUCCGCCCCUUCCCGUGACCCCCUCGACAUCGGUCAACUCGGGUUCAUUUUUGUCGGCUUCAUAUUUGGGACCGCCGUGACAGAUCGCGGCAAGGCCUGAGGCCUUGGGUUGAAGAACAUACUUUUAUCUAUUUCAGUAGACGAGUGAAUUCACAGAAAGUCUGGGUCUGCUGCA
Mycena citricolor is the source of this 1837-nucleotide messenger RNA. The record is from the annotation of a GenBank genome assembly. Lineage: Eukaryota; Fungi; Basidiomycota; Agaricomycetes; Agaricales; Mycenaceae.